AUGUCCUUACCAGGUCAUAGUUCUACUAAUCCUUUCUUGACAACUCAAACUCAAACUGAAUCAAACCACUUUUCUCUUUUGCAAUCUUAUUCUCUCACAUCAGAAACAUCUUCUCAAAGUCAAACUACUUCAUCAUCCAGCCAAACUCAAUUCUCUUACUAUAGACCUAAAAAACGAAAGAUCGAUGUUUGGUCUAUCAACGAUUCCGUUACUGUUCAAGAGUAUCAUCCAUCAUCACGCACAGCAAGGAAUUCGAUUACAAAACGAGGCUCCCUGGAACUGCCAUUUGACUUGACUCAAGAUGAUGAUAAGAACUCUCCAGCUCAUGCAACCCCUCAACAAGGGGAAGACCACGUCAAAUCGAAAUCACGGGGUAGUAAACGAAGGAGAAGAAGAAUCACAAUCUCUCCUAGUCCUCCUCCACCCUCCUCGUAUACCACUUUCGGCUCAUCCAUCACAGGACCUCAUAUCCAACUUUGGAGCGACCACUAUUCCCCAUCUCUCCACUAUUCACAUCCAGCUUCAGUAUCACUUCAAGCUUUAGAGGUCACUUACCCACAUACCCAAGACGAUGAAGAUGUCAACGGAUAUCACGGGGAAGACCCAGACGAUAUUUUACUCAUCGAUAUGGAAGAAGAGCAAUCUCAACAUCAAGAUGAGCUAGUGAUGACGCCCGAUACUUCCACCACCCAUAGAUAUCCUUUUUCCAUUACCACUGCUCUACACUCACCAGUGCGAGCACCUCUCGACGAGGGUGCUCUGGAAUUUGAGAGAUUAAUGGCGAGAUAUGAGGGUAAAAGGAAGUAUGAAAUUCUUGCGGAGGGUGGGGGAGCCAAAGAUAAUCAAAGUGUAGGAAACAGUCAGAUUUCCACUACCUCCAGUAAAUCGCAGAGGGAAGUGGAAGAUUUGAUCGACGAAGAAGACGAAAGGAGAACGAAGACCCUCGGCUUCCUCGGAUCUAUAGUCACCAAUUUCCUGAGCCAACUCCACACUUCCCAGAUACUCAUGGCGGCUCGAAAAGAAGCAAGACUUAAGAAGAGUCCAAGGAAGAAGAAGCGAUAUCUUCAAGAACAAGAAAGCCAGGAAGACGAAGAGGAACUGUUAAUCAUGGAAGAUGAUCCUGACGAGGAAGGAUUGGAAGAUGGAUCUCAAAGCUGGAUUCAGACUGAACCCGGUGUAACGAUGAGGCUCAAGAAUAGAAAGACUGGUCAACAUCAGGUUAUCUCUUUCCCGGAUCAUCCUCUUUCCAGCAUGGGUGGUCAAACUUCCAUGGAAAAGAUUAAUUGUAUCCUCCGUGUCGUGACGGUACUAUACGAAGCCGUGUGCAGUAGGACGGUCGUGACACUGAGAGACAUCUAUUAUCGUGACAAGGCGUUGUUUAGAAGACAGGAUGUGGUUGAUAAGCUGGUCGACGAUAUCGUAGCUACGGCAGGGUUGAAAAGACGAGAUUUCUUCGUUUGCGCCUCUGCCAAGGGUUUGAUCGCAGCUACCUCUCUGAAGAUUAUACGUCGAACGGGUGAAGAGCUGGGUCUCUCCUCUACCAUCGCUACACUUAUCGAUCCUAUCGAACGAAUUGCUCGUUUGGACUCUGCAAGACCAGUAGAAUGGGUGCUAGUGGUGGAAAAAGAUGCUGUGUUUCAAACGCUCUGCAGUGCUAAGUUGCUAGAGGAUGACAGAUUAGGUGCAGGGGUCAUGAUCACUGGCAAAGGUUUCCCCGAUUUGGCAACUCGUCAAAUCCUUCAACUAGUAUCUGAGACCUAUCCGCAUUCAAAAAUAUAUGCUCUGGUGGAUGCUGAUCCUCAUGGAAUAUCCAUUCUUUCGACCUAUACAUAUGGAUCGGGAAAUACGAAAUACUCAAAUGAUCAUCUGGAAUUGCCCUUGGGAGAUAGGAUCGAGUGGUUGGGAUUGAAAGCCACCGAUUUCAAGAAGUUGGGAAUUGGCUAUGACGAUUUAUUACCUCUAGAAAAAUCUGAUAUCUCACUGGCAAUGAGAAUGAUCAAAGAUCAGACUUUACCUGGCGAAUGGCAACGAGAAUUAUCCCAUAUGCUUCAUAUUAGCCGUAAAGCAGAGAUUGAGAUUAUCCUCGAAUCGAAUACCGAUCAAGGCUAUGCGGAUGGACGAGAUUUAUUGGAUGAUUUAUUCGAUUGUCAGCAACAACAUUAUGGCAUCAAGGAUAACGAUAACAUUGAGAUUGGGAAUAGGAAGGAGAAGAGGAAAUGUAAAUUUGUCGAAUAUAUCGUCGAAAGGAUCAUCUCGUUAAGAACAUGA
Molecule: messenger RNA, 2268 nt
Organism: Kwoniella botswanensis
Lineage: Eukaryota; Fungi; Basidiomycota; Tremellomycetes; Tremellales; Cryptococcaceae
Exons: 14
Coding region: 1-2268 (755 amino acids)
Biological process (GO): reciprocal meiotic recombination; meiotic DNA double-strand break formation; meiotic DNA double-strand break processing
Cellular component (GO): nuclear chromosome
Molecular function (GO): DNA binding; DNA topoisomerase type II (double strand cut, ATP-hydrolyzing) activity; ATP binding
Source: RefSeq, a predicted model, not a curated record